AAAAUCAAUAGACAGCUGUCAUUAAAUAUCGUUACGCUCAGGAUAUUUAAAUGAAUUUUGUUUUUGACAAAUCAAUUUAAUUAUGAAACGAUCAUACGAUCAAUUUGUUCAAAACGAACAAUCGAACAAAGAUGAAGACAAAACGGAAUCAGAUCAACGUUUACAGCAAGAAUUUUUUACACAAUUCACAACAAUUGAAUUGGCUAGAAAUUUACUUGGUAAAUUUUUAUGUCGUCAAAUUGAUGAUAAUGUUCAAUUGAAAGGUAUGAUUGUCGAAACCGAAGCAUACGUUGGACCUGAAGAUCAUGCAUCAUAUACAUUUGGUGGUCGUCGAACUAAUGCUAAUGAACCAAUGUAUAUGCCUGCUGGUACCUGUUUCAUACGACUUAUAUAUGGAAUGUAUUAUUGUUUCAAUUUAUCUAGUCAAGAUAAUGGUGGUGCUGUUCUCAUACGUGCUGUUGAACCAACCGAAGAAUCCAUUGAUAAAAUGAUUGAAUUACGUCAAAAACAUCCAAAGGCAUCGGGUAAUCUAAAACAAUUUAAAUCCAAACCAUAUCUAUUAGCAAAUGGUCCAUCCAAAUUAUGUAUUGCAUUCAAUAUUGAUCAAUCGAUGAAUCGAAAAAAUAUCAUAACCGAUCAAUCAAUUUGGUUAGAACAUAAUGAUGAUCGAUUUAUAAUCAAACAAGAAGAUAUUGUUGAGUCAAAACGAAUUGGUAUUAGCCCGAAAAAUUUAUGGUCCAAUCGAUUAUUGAGAUUUUAUUUGCGACAAAACAGAUCAGUGAGCAAAUUUUGAAAAGAAUAUUUUUUUUUUUGAAAAUAA
Molecule: messenger RNA, 820 nt
Organism: Dermatophagoides pteronyssinus (European house dust mite)
Lineage: Eukaryota; Metazoa; Arthropoda; Arachnida; Sarcoptiformes; Pyroglyphidae
Product: putative 3-methyladenine DNA glycosylase
Biological process (GO): base-excision repair
Molecular function (GO): alkylbase DNA N-glycosylase activity; DNA binding
Source: RefSeq, a predicted model, not a curated record